This is a messenger RNA of Podarcis muralis (Common wall lizard), 2166 nucleotides long. RefSeq names its product F-box protein 22 (gene FBXO22). NCBI's taxonomy places the organism in Eukaryota, Metazoa, Chordata, Lepidosauria, Squamata, Lacertidae. Gene Ontology annotation, biological process: protein polyubiquitination; positive regulation of proteasomal ubiquitin-dependent protein catabolic process; regulation of skeletal muscle fiber development. Gene Ontology annotation, molecular function: protein binding. The record is from RefSeq and is a predicted model, not a curated record.
UCUGAUGACGCGCGCCGAGGUCGCUUCCGGCUCCCGCUCCGCUUCCGCUGGUUGCUCGGCUACCGGCGCGGCCUGGCGUUGCUAUGGAGCCCGAUCCGAAAGGGGGCUACGUGCUGAGCAACCUCGCCGAGGUGGUGGAGAGGAUCCUGGGCUUCCUGCCGACGAAGGCGCUGCUGCGCGCGGCCUGUGUGUGCCGCUUAUGGAGAGAGUGUUCCCGCAGAAUCCUGAGAGCCCAGCAGAGUGUUGUCUGGGUCUCCACAGUGGAACCAGGGCCUUCAAGCAGUCAUGCUCUGGUUCAGGUGUUGGCAGAGGAGCUUGAGAAGGUUCAGGUGCUGCCCCAGACAGUAUUGUAUAUCGCAGAUGCAGAGACUUUCAGUGAACACGAAGAGUGUCCAAGCCACAGGCAGAAGAAAGCACGAAGAAGAAAUAGCAAAGAAACAGCCACUGCCUUAGAAAAACUAUUGCCCAGACGAUGCCAAGUCCUUGGUCUAGUGACACCUGGAGUUGUAGUUACUCCAAUGGGGUCUCGCAGCAAUCGGCCUCUGGAAGUUGAAGAUGGUGAAGCUGGCUUUGCAAUAUUGUUCCCCAAGAUUGAUGGGGUGAAGAUUCAAACCUUCCACUUUUGUAAAGACUUGAAGACCAGGGUCUUUGAUGAAAGCCAAUUUGCUGAAGCAGGCCUGAAGAAUAAUCCCGAUCUCAGAGUGGUUCUUUUGUUUGGGUACAACACAUGGAAGUCAGGAGGAACCCGGUUUCUACACCAAAUAGUCAAUCGCUUGAAUGAAAAAAGCAUCAUCUUGGCUGGCGGACAUGUGGAGAGCUUUACAUCUCUAACUUCUGAGAAUAACACUCAGGCUGCUGAUUCUUGUGGUGUUGUUGGCUUGGCUUUCAGUGGACCGCAGAUCCAGAGUGCGACUGUUCUGUUAGAUCAGGAUGUAAUUGAUGAGAGGACAGCAGAAGCAGCAGUGCAGCGCCUCAAAGCCACCAACAUUCCUGAACACAAUAGCCUUGGUUUUAUGUUCGCAUGUGUUGGCAGGGGAUAUCAACAUUAUAAAACCAAACAGAAUCUUGAGGCUGAUGCUUUUAGGAAGUUCUUUCCUAACAUUCCCCUCUUUGGCUUUUUUGGACAUGGGGAGAUAGGAUGUGAUCGAAUUGUGACCGGGAAUUUUAUACUCCGAGAGUAUAAUGACACAAAGGAUGACUUGCUCCAUGGUUACACCACUGUAAUGACCAUUAUCCAUCUGGGUUCAGCCAAAGCAAAUCAAGCUUAAACCUUUAGUUGUAAAUGUGCACCAGAGAAACGAUGCUGUUUUAAUUCCAGCAAUGUAAAAACAAAACAAAAUCUGAAACACUGUACACACUUCCAACAGAAGUGGAUCCUGAAACAAUUGUAAUCACUGUACCAUUGACUCAGGGUGUCUAGGUGGCAUAAUAUUAAAUUAAAUUUGAUGAGGAAGAAAGGGUUUUUUAAAAUUUCAGAUUUGUCAGAUCUCUGGUAAAGGGUUCUAGUCAACUCACUUUUUGCUGAUAGUAGACCCACUGAAAUCUAUCUAAAUGAUGGCUACUAAGUUCAUUGGAUGUGAUCUGACUAAAUGUUGAAUACAACCCAAAGAAUUUAUUUCUAAAUUUGCAAAUUAUUUAGGUCAGAGUUAAGUGAACUCAUAUCUUUAGAAGUAACAUAAUUAGCAUUUCUGCAUGCAGUUUAUGGACCAGAUUUUGACACAACAAUCAAGUUAAGCAUUAAACGAACUUUCAGUUAUGUUUUUAAAAAACGCUGUUGCUAUGCCUCUGUUUUACAGCAACAUUACAUUACAAUUUUCUACUGUGACAGCAACACUACUUUGCAGAAGGCUGGGCCAUCACAUAUGAAUAACAGGACAAUUCUCGAGCUAGAAAAAGUGGUUAGGAAGACCCUUCAAACCAAUCCACCCAGUCUUAGUGGUGUGUUGGAAAUGAAACCUUAUGCUGCCCUUGGCUUGUUUGCAACACUACCUCUCAAGCUGCUUUUGGCAGGAGGUUAAGCUGUUGUUGGACACAUGAUCACAUAAAUCACUUUGCUGUGUGGCAAAUCCUCGUGAGUGGAUGUGUUUGAAAUGUAAGACAAUGCUCUUUAUAUAAAGAUACCCACAAACAGAUGGAAAUGAAUAAAUGGGGUUGAUAAGGCACUAA